Messenger RNA from Stegastes partitus (bicolor damselfish), 1851 nucleotides. RefSeq names its product p53 and DNA-damage regulated 1 (gene pdrg1). Gene Ontology annotation, cellular component: prefoldin complex. NCBI's taxonomy places the organism in Eukaryota, Metazoa, Chordata, Actinopteri, Pomacentridae. Gene Ontology annotation, biological process: protein folding. The record is from RefSeq and is a predicted model, not a curated record. Bases 27 to 425 code for a protein of 132 amino acids. The transcript is spliced from 5 exons.
CGUAUUUUUGUAGCAACACAACCGGUAUGGACGCUGAAUCCCAACGUGUUUUAGAAUAUUUGACAGAAGUUGAGGAGGCAGCAGAGGAUGUCCUCACAACUAAACAGCAGAUUGUGGACCUGGACACAAAGAGAAACAGGAACAGGGAGGCACUGAAUGCACUGAAACAUGAAAUGUCAGAUUCAGAGAAAGUGAAGGUUUGCUUUGGGAACAUGUUCAUCAAAUUCCCCAAAUCCAAGACAAGAGAGAUGAUUCAGAAAGACCAGGAGCAGCUGGACAAGGAGAUAAAUGACCUUCGCAAAGGCCUGAAAGCAAAAGUCAAUCGUCUCAAUGAGAUGCAAGGGAAACCCCAGCUGAGGGGCUACAAUCUCUCCCCGCUGUCCACUGAUGAAGUCAAAGCUAUUAACAGCCUUUUGAAGAGGUGACAGGUUGGAGGACAAGCGGCACAAGUUGCCAGAGAAUCUCGCCUGCAGCUGGAACUGUAAUGCGUUCACCUCUGGAGGUGUGACGACAUCAGCAUCACAACACGGAGGAACAUCAGCGUGGCCGAGUGUCUGCUCAAAACAGGGCUCGGCUUCAUUUUGUAAAAGAUUUGUUCGUAGUUUUUGAAGUCUUUUUUUUCUAACAAUAAUCAGGUUUUUUCUUUAAUUCUUCCCCUUGUUCACAAUUUUUAUUGUAAAAAUCUCUUCCUGAUUCAUUUUCUGCAUUCUGGACAAAAUGCGCAGUCACACCUGCUUCAGUUGUGUUUAGUUAUGGUCCCUCUCCACGAUGGCCCACCCUGGAAACGAAGAGAGGGGAUUCAACACCGUAGAUUUACAAGAUGCACUGAGAGAUGUUCUCAACACAUGUUUUAUCCUCCAUGACGUAUUCUAAAAGCACAGUGGAAUACUUUACUAGCCCGUAUGUACCGGAGGGAUGAUGGUAGCAAGCAGCAGCUGUUUGUGUGGACGUAUGGCUGCGUAACUCUUGUUCUUGGCAGACCUGAAUAACUGUAAACUUCCCCAUAAGACACAUGCAUGUUCCAGAUGGGUGGAGUUAACCAAACAUUCUCAUGACAUUUAGAACAUAUAUCAUAAAAACAUAAUACUGCCAUGAAACUAUCCUAAACGAUGAUGUACAACAUGGCCAUGUUUUUCUAGUAAUGCGGGUGAUAUUAGAAGGAUGAUGCUACAGAUGUGCCAAACCCUGUAAUGAUGAACAAACUGUGUCAUAUGAUGGUUUACAUGUAGCCCACCCUGAUGUGUGUUUACAAUCGCAUGCAUUUCACACACUGCAACUGAAAUGCUAAUUCCAUGGUGUCUGUAGCAGUUUGUUUGUAAUUUAUCGGGCUGUUUUCAAGCAUCAUUUCCAUCAGUUAUGGUGACGUUGUGCUCACCAGAGUUACUGCUGACAUCUGGGACUGUGACAGCAUCUCUAGAGGCGCCUCAGAUCACGUGUGGCUGUAAUGCCAAUAAAUCAGUAGUUGGCUAAACAUGAAGCAUGAACUUGGUUUGUCUGUUUCCCUGCCUACUGUUGACCUUUGUUGUCUCCUCCAAGUACGUUUUCCUAACUCUGGAGUUUGACACGUGUCUGAUCAUGCAGCUGCUUUAGCUUGUGGCCCUUUUUGUUCUGAACGCUGACAGACCUCAACAUGAUGAUGCAACGUUUUGACUGAUGGAGAUCCAAAGUAAGGACAUCCUUCUAACACUUUUGAUUUUUGUUAAAAACACUUUGUCCCAAAAGCCCCAGAUGUUGACAGAUGAAACAUCACAGCUUGACAGACGAGUUUAGUCUUAAGUGUAGCAUUCGCUUCUUAUGUAAUGUAUAGUUGUUUUUCUUGCUUGCAAAGUAAAUAAAGUUUAAAAAAAAAAC